AUGUCGUUUUUCGCGCUCCUCCUCACAAUUCUCCUGUGCUCAGUGAUCCUAUUGACGAUUCUACACUACACGACAAACGGAAGGAAGUACUGGUUACUACGAAAGGUACCCUACAGAGAGCCCUGUCCCAUCUUCGGAAAUUUCGGAGCGACGCUCACAAUGAGACGCAGUUACACAAGUAUGUUGCAAUAUUUUUACGAGAGUUUUAAACGCGAGAAGUAUGUUGGUGUUUUUCAAGCGCGCCGGCCGACUUUGUUCUUGAUAGACUUGGAUAUCGUGAAAACGGUUCUAUCGAAGGAGUUCCAAUUCUUCAGCGAUCGAAUAUCGGUGUCCACGGAUACAAUUAGAGAGCCGUUGCUCAGGAAUUUAGCCAAUAUGAGUGGAGCUGAAUGGAAGGCGAUGCGGCAUAUAGUCACGCCGACGUUCUCUUCUGCUAAGAUGAAAGCGAUGUUUCCUUUGAUAGCGGAAUGUGCGAACGGUUUCAAGGGAGCUCUAAAAUUCGAGGCACCCGACGAGGUGAACGUGCCCCAGUUAAUGAGCCGUUUCACCACAGACGUGAUAGGCAGUUGCGCUUUCGGCGUGGACCCUGGUUCCAUGAGAGAUCCCCAGUCACCCUUCCUAAUUAUGUCCCAGAAAAUGUUCAAGACAGAUCGCUCCACUAUACUCAAAAGGUACUGUCGAACAUUUUUCCCGAGACUGUUCAAAUUACUGAAUCUCAAGACGUAUCCGGCGGACGUCGAAGUCUUCUUUACGGAUAUUAUAAAUCAGGUGUUGACAACGCGACGCACGACCGGGGUGCAAAGGCACGACUUUUUACAACUCAUGUUGAACGUACAAAAAACCGAGAAGGAAUUCUGCAUGACCGAUGAGUUGAUAACGUCGAACUCUUUUAUUUUUAUGUUGGCGGGAUUGGAAACAUCUGCCACCACGUUAUCUUUUUGCUUGUACGAGCUAGCUAAAGAUUUAGAGUUGCAAGAUAAACUCAGGGCGGAGAUAAAGGAAUGUUUGGGCCGGUAUAACGGAUUGAAUUAUGAGGCGGUCUGCGCAAUGCGUCUGGUGAAUCAAACGGUGCUGGAGACGUUGAGGAUGUAUCCACCGACGCCGCUGACGACCAGGCUAUGUACGGCGCCGUGCACGCUGGAUGGAACCGAUCUAUCUUUUAAGAAGAGAGAUGCUGUUCUCGUACCCAUCCAUUGCAUACAGAGAGACGCCAGAUAUUUUCCCGAUCCGGAUAGAUUUAAUCCGGAGCGCUUCACGGACGAUGCUAAUCCCCAAGCUUUUUUGGCGUUUGGCGAUGGUCCUAGAAGUUGUCCUGGUGCUCGCUUCGGUCAACUCACAGUCGUAGCUGGUCUCGCAGGAAUCCUUAGUAAUUUCAUUGUAGAGCCAUGCUCCAAAACAACAACCUCUAUACAGUAUGACCCGCGCAGCGUCAUGCUGAAAAACAAAGGCGGUAUCUGGCUGCGGUUCAAAGAGAUAUGA
Molecule: messenger RNA, 1479 nt
Organism: Leptosia nina
Lineage: Eukaryota; Metazoa; Arthropoda; Insecta; Lepidoptera; Pieridae
Source: the annotation of a GenBank genome assembly